GCUGCAGGCUGGUUUGUAUGGAUUGUGGAGUGGUGCUCCAGCAGAUCUAUCCAGCAUGCAGUGGACACACUAGGUCUUGCUCUGUAGCCCCAUUUGGAGAUGAUCUGACAGAGAGCAUCUGGCUGGGUCCAGGGCAUGCAGCCUGGCAGUAAGGUGCCUGUGGAUUUUGCGCUGUGACUGUAAAGACUGGGCACUGCCAUUGCACCCGCAACUGCUGCAGCCCCUCUUGUCAAGGAAAUUGGAACUGUGUGGAUACAGCUCUGGGACUAUCUGGUGUUUAUGAAUUCCAUAGCGCUGCGUUUUCUUUCUAAAUGGAAUUGCAAAGGACUUCUAGCAUACCAGGGCCAUUGUCCCCAGGAUACACCGCACAGGUUCCCUUCAAUUACAACCAGCUAGAAGGGAGAUUUAAGCAGCUCCAAGAUGAGCGUGAGGCUGUCCAGAAGAAGACCUUCACAAAAUGGGUCAAUUCACACCUGGCCCGAGUGUCCUGCAGAAUUACUGAUCUGUACGCAGACCUGCGAGAUGGGCGGAUGCUUAUCAAGCUGCUGGAGGUUCUCUCAGGAGAGAAACUUCCUAAGCCCACCAAGGGAAGAAUGCGUAUCCAUUGUCUGGAGAAUGUCGACAAAGCUCUGCAGUUCCUGAAGGAACAGAGGGUCCAUCUGGAGAACAUGGGGUCUCAUGAUAUUGUAGAUGGAAACCACCGGCUGACGCUUGGGCUCAUCUGGACCAUCAUCCUCAGGUUCCAGAUCCAAGACAUUCGCGUAGAAUCAGAGGACAACAAGGAGAAGAAAUCGGCUAAGGAUGCACUGCUUCUGUGGUGCCAGAUGAAGACAGCUGGGUAUCCAAAUGUGAAUAUACACAACUUUACCACCAGCUGGCGGGACGGCAUGGCAUUCAACGCACUCAUUCAUAAACACAGGCCAGACCUUAUUGACUUCGAUAAACUGAAGAAGUCAAACGCGCACUACAAUCUGCAAAAUGCCUUCAACCUUGCCGAGCAGCACCUGGGCCUCACCAAGCUACUCGACCCAGAAGAUAUCAGUGUGGAUCAUCCUGAUGAAAAGUCCAUCAUUACUUACGUGGUUACAUAUUAUCACUACUUCUCAAAGAUGAAGGCUCUGGCUGUGGAAGGAAAACGUAUUGGGAAAGUGCUGGACAAUGCAAUUGAAACCGAAAAGAUGAUUGAGAAAUAUGAAUCGCUGGCCUCUGAUCUUCUUGAGUGGAUUGAACAAACCAUAAUCAUCCUGAACAAUCGGAAGUUUGCCAACUCGCUGGUCGGCGUGCAGCAGCAGCUACAAGCUUUCAACACCUACCGCACGGUGGAAAAACCACCAAAAUUUACAGAGAAAGGAAACCUGGAAGUGCUGCUCUUCACCAUUCAGAGCAAGAUGCGGGCGAACAACCAGAAAGUGUACAUGCCGAGAGAGGGCAAGCUCAUCUCAGACAUCAACAAGGCCUGGGAAAGACUGGAAAAAGCUGAACAUGAGCGAGAACUGGCACUGCGAAACGAGCUGAUCCGACAGGAGAAACUGGAACAACUUGCACGAAGAUUCGAUCGCAAGGCAGCUAUGAGGGAGACCUGGCUCAGUGAAAACCAACGCCUGGUGUCUCAGGAUAACUUUGGUUUCGACCUCCCUGCCGUGGAAGCCGCCACCAAGAAACAUGAAGCCAUCGAGACGGACAUCGCCGCCUAUGAAGAGCGUGUUCAGGCGGUGGUAGCCGUUGCACGAGAACUGGAAGCAGAAAACUACCAUGACAUCAAACGCAUCACCGCUCGCAAGGACAAUGUCAUCCGACUCUGGGAGUACCUGCUGGAGCUCCUCCGGGCGCGGCGUCAGCGCCUGGAAAUGAACCUGGGAUUGCAGAAGGUUUUCCAGGAGAUGCUCUACAUUAUGGACUGGAUGGACGAGAUGAAGGUGCUUUUAUUGUCUCAAGAUUAUGGGAAACAUUUACUGGGGGUUGAGGACCUGCUACAGAAACAUGCCAUGGUGGAGGCGGACAUUGCCAUACAGGCGGAGCGAGUGCGUGGCGUUAAUGCAUCGGCGCAGAGAUUUGCCACAGGAGGAGAAGGCUAUAAACCUUGCGAUCCACAAGUCAUUCGGGAUCGUGUGGCUCACAUGGAAUUUUGUUACCAAGAACUGUGUCAACUGGCAGCUGAAAGACAAGCACGUUUAGAGGAGUCAAGGCGUCUCUGGAAGUUCUUUUGGGAAAUGGCAGAAGAGGAGGGGUGGAUUAGAGAAAAGGAACAGAUCUUAUCUUCUGAUGAUUAUGGAAAGGAUCUGACCAGCGUCAUCCGUCUACUUUGCAAGCACAAAGCGUUCGAAGACGAGAUGAGCGGACGAAGUGGUCACUUACUGCAGACCAUCAAGGAAGGAGAGGAGAUGAUUGCUGAGGAACACUUUGGAUCUGAGAAAAUUAGACAGAGAAUAGAGGAUAUUCAGGAACAGUGGGCUCACCUUGAACAGCUAUCUGCUAUUCGAAGGAAGCAGCUGGACGAAACCUCCAGUUUCCACCAGUUCCAGGCAGACGCUGAUGACAUUGACGCCUGGAUGUUAGACAUCUUGAGGAUUGUGUCCAGCAAUGACGUUGGCCAUGACGAAUAUUCUACGCAGUCCCUAGUAAAGAAACACAAGGAUGUGGCUGAGGAAAUUGGAAGUUAUAGAUCCACCAUUGAUGCUCUGCAUGAGCAAGCUGCUGCCCUUCCAGAGGAGCAGUUUGAAUCUUCAGAUGUGCAGAGCAGGUUGUCUGGCAUUGAGGAGAGAUACAAGGAACUGGCUGAGCUGACACGGCUACGGAAACAGGCUCUGCAGGAUGCCCUGACUCUGUACAAGAUGUUCAGCGAAGCUGAUGCCUGUGAGCUCUGGAUUGAUGAGAAGGAGCAGUGGUUGAACAAUAUGCAAAUCCCUGAGAAACUGGAAGAUCUGGAGGUUAUCCAGCACAGAUUUGAAAGUUUGGAGCCAGAAAUGAACAAUCAGGCUUCACGGGUGGCUGUUGUUAACCAAAUUGCCCGUCAGUUGAUCCACAGUGGACAUCCAAGUGAGAGAGAAAUCAAAGCUCAGCAAGACAAGUUGAACACCCGAUGGAGCCAGUUCAGAGAGUUGGUUGACAGAACGAAAGACGCCCUGAGUUCAGCCCUUAGUAUUCAGAACUACCAUCUUGAGUGCAAUGAGACAAAAUCCUGGAUUAGGGAGAAGACCAAAGUCAUCGAGUCCACCCAAGAGCUGGGUAACGACUUGGCCGGAGUUAUGGCUCUCCAGAGGAAGCUGACUGGUAUGGAACGUGACUUGGCUGCCAUUGAAGCCAAAUUGACUGAUCUCCAGAAAGAGUCUGAGAAACUGGAAGCUGAGCAUCCGGACCAAGGUCAUGCCAUCAUGAGUAGGCUUGGCGAGAUUAAUGGCGUUUGGGAAGAGAUGAAAACAACCCUGAAGAACCGAGAAGAUUCUCUUGGAGAAGCCAGCAAGCUCCAACAGUUCCUGCGUGAACUAGAUGAUUUCCAGUCCUGGUUAUCGAGAACCCAGACAGCUAUUGCCUCAGAAGAUAUGCCAAACACCCUGGCUGAAGCCGAAAAGCUGCUUACUCAGCACGAAAACAUUAAAAAUGAAAUUGACAACUACGAGGAAGAUUACCAGAAGAUGACAGACAUGGGUGAAAUGGUAACACAAGGGCAAACGGAUGCACAGUACAUGUUCCUGCGACAACGGCUCCAGGCUCUUGACACCGGAUGGAAUGAGCUUCAUAAAAUGUGGGAGAAUAGGCAAAACCUCCUUUCUCAAUCCCAUGCUUACCAACUCUUCUUAAGAGACACCAAGCAAGCCGAAGCUUUCCUUAAUAACCAGGAAUAUGUCUUAGCACACACCGAAAUGCCAAAUACUCUAGAGGCGGCUGAAGCUGCCAUCAAGAAGCAGGAGGAUUUCAUGACCACUAUGGACGCCAGUGAGGAGAAGAUUAACGCAGUCGUAGAAACUGGAAGGAGAUUGGUCAAGGAUGGAAACAUCAACUCUGAUAAAAUUGAAGAAAAAGUUGACUCAAUUGAUGACCGGCAUAGGAGAAAUCGUGAGGCGGCAAACGAUCUAUUGACACGUCUGAAGGACAACCGAGAGAUGCAGAAGUUUCUGCAGGACUGCCAAGAGCUGUCCUUGUGGAUUAAUGAGAAAAUGCUCACGGCUCGGGAUAUGUCCUAUGAUGAGGCCAGGAACUUGCACAGUAAGUGGCUGAAGCACCAGGCUUUCAUGGCAGAACUGGCAUCGAACAAAGAAUGGCUGGACAAGAUAGAGAAGGAAGGAAACCAGCUGAUUGCAGAGAAGCCAGAGACUGAGGCCAUAGUGAAAGAGAAGAUGACGACCCUGCACAAAAUGUGGGAAGAGCUGGAAUCCACCACGCAGACGAAAGCCCAGAGGCUUUUUGAUGCCAACAAAGCUGAGUUGUUCACGCAGAGCUGUGCAGAUUUGGACAAGUGGCUCCAUGGAUUAGAGAGCCAGAUUCAGUCUGAUGACUAUGGAAAGGAUCUAACCAGUGUCAAUAUUCUCCUGAAAAAACAGCAGAUGCUGGAAAAUCAGAUGGAUGUCCGAAAGAAGGAGGUGGAAGAGCUGCAGAGUCAGGCUCAAGUUCUUAGCCAGGAGGGGAAGAGCACGGAUGAGGUGGACAGCCAGCGUAUAGUGGUGGAGCACAGAUUCGUGGAGCUGCUGGCACCACUGAACGAAAGGAAAAAAUACCUGCUGGCUUCUAAAGAGAUCCAUCAAUUUAACCGGGAUGUGGAGGACGAGAUUCUCUGGGUAGAAGAGAGAAUGCCUAUUGCCACGUCCACUGACCACGGGCACAACCUCCAGACUGUACAGUUACUGAUCAAGAAGAAUCAGACCCUUCAGAAGGAGAUCCAAGGUCACCAGCACCGCUAUGAUGACAUCUUUGACAGGAGCCAGCAGAUCUUGGAAGAUGGCAGCCUUAACCCUGAGGCAAUCCAGCAACGGCUCGCUGACCUGCAGAUGCUGUGGAGCCUUCUUAUCGAAGAGACGGAAAAAAGGCACCGGCGGCUGGAGGAGGCGCAUAAGGCUCAGCAGUAUUACUUUGAUGCCGCUGAGGCCGAAGCCUGGAUGAGUGAGCAGGAGCUGUACAUGAUGUCCGAGGAGAAAGCAAAGGAUGAGCAGAGCGCCGUGUCCAUGCUAAAGAAGCACCAGAUUCUGGAGCAGGCGGUGGAGGAUUAUGCAGAGACUGUGCAUCAGCUUUCCAAGACGAGCAGGGCGCUGGUGGCAGAUGGACAUCCCGAGAGUGAACGCAUCAGCAUGCGUCAGUCGCAAGUGGACAAACUCUAUGCAGGUCUGAAGGAUUUGUCGGAAGAGAGGAGGGGAAGGUUGGAUGAACGUCACAGACUGUUCCAGCUCAACCGUGAAGUGGAUGAUUUGGAGCAGUGGAUUGCAGAGAGGGAAGUUGUGGCCGGUUCCCAUGAGCUGGGGCAGGACUACGAACAUGUUACUAUGUUACAGGAACGGUUUAGGGAGUUUGCACGUGACACUGGCCACAUUGGGCAGGAGAGAGUGGACACGGUCAAUCACAUGGCGGAUGACCUCAUCAAUUCUGGACAUUCCGAUGCUGCUACCAUAGCAGAAUGGAAGGAUGGUCUCAAUGAGGCCUGGGCGGACCUCCUGGAGUUGAUUGACACCAGAACGCAGAUACUGGCUGCCUCUUAUGAACUGCAUAAAUUCUAUCAUGACGCUAAAGAGAUCUUUGGGCGCAUACAGGAUAAACAUAAGAAGCUACCAGAGGAGCUGGGCAGAGAUCAGAACACUGUAGAAACACUGCAAAGAAUGCACACCACCUUCGAGCACGACAUCCAGGCAUUGGGCACGCAGGUGAGGCAGCUACAGGAAGAUGCUACGCGGCUGCAGGCUGCUUAUGCAGGUGAUAAGGCUGACGAUAUCCAGAAGAGGGAGAGCGAGGUCCUGGAGGCCUGGAAAACAUUGCUGGACGCAUGCGAGGGGCGGCGGCUCAGGCUGGUGGACACUGGGGACAAGUUCCGGUUUUUCAGCAUGGUCCGUGACCUCAUGCUCUGGAUGGAAGAUGUCAUCCGCCAGAUUGAAGCCCAGGAGAAGCCAAGGGAUGUAUCUUCUGUCGAGUUACUAAUGAAUAAUCACCAAGGCAUUAAGGCAGAAAUCGAUGCCCGAAAUGACAGUUUUACUACGUGCAUUGAACUUGGCAAGUCUCUCUUGGCAAGGAAGCACUACGCAUCAGAAGAGAUAAAAGAAAAGUUGUUGCAACUGACUGAGAAGAGGAAAGACAUGAUUGACAAGUGGGAGGACCGAUGGGAGUGGCUGAGAUUGAUUUUGGAGGUGCACCAGUUUUCCCGAGAUGCCAGUGUUGCGGAGGCCUGGUUAUUGGGACAGGAGCCAUAUCUGUCAAGUCGUGAAAUAGGCCAGAGUGUAGAUGAUGUGGAAAAACUAAUCAAGAGACAUGAGGCAUUCGAGAAGUCUGCAGCUACUUGGGAUGAAAGGUUUUCUGCCUUGGAAAGACUCACUACGUUGGAAUUGUUGGAAGUACGUCGACUGCAAGAGGAAGAGGAAAGGAAACGUAAACCUCCGACUCCUGAGCUUAGCCCAAAGGUCUCAGAAGAAGGAGAGUCUCCCCAACAGUGGGACGGGACAAAAGAAGGAGAACAAAUUUCCCAAAACGGAUUGCCAUCUGACCAAGAUUCGCCACGGAUGGCAGAAAAUGCUGAAACCAAUGAAAUGGUCAAUGGUUCCACAGAGCAGAGGUCAAGCUCGAAAGAAUCCAGUCCCAUUCCCUCGCCGACUGCUGACCGUAAAUCGAAAUCCGGCAUACAGUCGCAGUCCGCCUCCACUCUCCCAGCCAAGACGCAGGACAUUACUUCCGCUCAGUUUGAAGGAUUCUUGCAUCGCAAACAUGAAUGGGAGGCACACAACAAAAAAGCCUCAAGCAGAUCUUGGCAUAAUGUAUAUUGCGUGAUAAACAACCAAGAAAUGGGAUUUUACAAAGACGCCAAGACUGCUGCAUCUGGUAUUACCUAUCACAACGAGAUCCCGGUGAAUCUGAAGGAAGCACUCUGUGAAGUAGCGACUGACUACAAGAAGAAAAAACACGUAUUCAAACUGAAGCUGAAUGACGGUAAUGAAUACCUCUUCCAAGCCAAAGAUGACGAGGAAAUGAACACGUGGAUUCAGGCCAUCACAAACGCAAUCACAUCAGACAAAACAGAGGUGUCUCUGAGUACGCAGAGCACACCAGCGUCCAGCCGCGCCCAAACCCUGCCGGCUAGCGUCACCGUCACCACCGAGUCCAGCCCUGGCAAGCGGGAAAAAGACAAAGAGAAGGACAAAGAGAAGAGAUUCAGCCUCUUUGGAAAAAAGAAGUGAACUUGCGACCUAAACCAACCAUAAGAAAACAAAAAACAAAAAUAAAACCACUGCACUUCUCUUACAUUUUUUUCAGUGAAAUGUCAGCAUGCGAGCUCAGAACCAAUACAUUACUCUGUGCCUAAUGUUCCCCCAACAUGACAUGAAGUUUAAAAAAAAUAAUAAUAAAAAAAAAAAAAUGACAAAAACUUAUUUAUAGAAUGCUAAAGCGAAUCUGUGACACAAGAGGUUUGAGGGGCAUUGGGCAAUCCGAAUGAGAGAGGACCAUUAUCUUUUUUUGUUUCUUCCAGAUCUUUUUUUUUUUUUUUACUUCCUCCCCCCCCCGCACUCCCCAAAGUCAUUGUAGAUUAAACCUGAAUAUUUAAUCAUUUCCUCAAUUUUGUGAGGCUGUCUUGGAAACAACCCACAUUUAGUAUUGAUACAAUAUGCAAGGCAGCGGUGCUUUCAGUAAUUAAAAAUGAAUGUGAUUGUUCACAUCAAAGACAGAUGUAAAAAAAAAAAAAAAUUCAGACCCAUAUUUCACCGUCAUUCCCACGAGAGAGCUAGCACUGAGAUACUUUACAAUAAUGGGGUGUACUCUACCCAGACACAUAACAAGUGCCCGUAGAUUGAUUUUUGGCACCCACUUAUUAACACAACACCGCUUUCAAGCGUCACGUGUGUUCUUUCCGAACGUUGGUGUUUAAUGAAAGGAUUAGCGGUUUUAAAUACUCCUGUAAAACUUUUUUUUUUUUUUGUUUAUAUAUAUUUUUUUCUUUUUCUUUUUUUCUUUGCUGAAAUACACUAUAUUGUACGUUUCUGGUUUAAUUCUAGUACAGACUAUAAUGAGACUAGAUGUAUAAUAAACCCUUUAAAGGAAUCAUUGAUGUUAAGUGUACAAGUGAAAUGAAGCAUAUACUGGAACAAAAAAGUAAUGUUACUCAAUUGAUUACUUGCUUGUCCGCUGCAGCACUGUGUGUUAUACUUUUUGCUACAUUAUUUUGCUAUUUGAUACAUAGUGUGCAUUUCUCUGUCACUGUAACUAUUGUAAUGAAAAUUUACAUUUUACUGCACAAUCAGAAUGACAUUUAUUAGGAAUGAUAUCCUCGAUAUCCUCUCAAUAACUGGGCCUUUAGUCCUGCAACUGGCCACCAGGUGAAUGAACUGUACCUCUAGAGUAGGGGGUGGGGGGCCAGGUCCGGCGCACUCUUGGCCGUUGCUGAGCUGCGGCGUCCAUCAUCCUCAUUGCCUUUCUGCGGUGAUCGGAGACGUUGUUUAGCGACAGCCGGAAUGCCGAUGGUUGCCGAUCUGCACUCUAGAAAUUUACCCUAUCUGUUAAAUAUAUGCUAUGUCAUUAAAUGCUUUUAAAAAUGACAGUUA
Pseudophryne corroboree (corroboree frog) is the source of this 8723-nucleotide messenger RNA. It is a transcript of the gene SPTBN1, whose product is annotated as spectrin beta, non-erythrocytic 1. Gene Ontology annotation, biological process: protein localization to plasma membrane; actin cytoskeleton organization. Bases 312 to 7364 code for a protein of 2350 amino acids. Gene Ontology annotation, molecular function: actin filament binding; phospholipid binding; structural constituent of cytoskeleton. Gene Ontology annotation, cellular component: spectrin; cell projection; cortical actin cytoskeleton. The record is from RefSeq and is a predicted model, not a curated record. NCBI's taxonomy places the organism in Eukaryota, Metazoa, Chordata, Amphibia, Anura, Myobatrachidae. The transcript is spliced from 35 exons.